CUCGAAGUCCUUGCAUAUUCAACAGCGGUUUCGAAGCACCCGGCGAUAUAAAACAUCACCCCUCCGAACCUAAUCUGAGACCUAUAGCCGCCAUAUUUCAUCAUGUUCGAGAAACUCAGUCUCCGAAUUCCGUACCCUCCACCACAAGAAGGAUUUUGGGGACAGCCAACUUCCACUUUAAACUGGUGCGAGGAAGUGAGUUGUUCCCAUUAUCUCUGAUCUUCGGCGUUGCCGCAAUUCUUUCAUCCAUCAGUUCAUAGCUAAUACACACCAGGACUAUGUCAUCAGCCAUUACGCUGCGGAAAUCACCAACACUUUGACCAACCUGUUAUUCAUGGCGCUUGGCGUUCAGGGAGUGCGGACUUGCCUCAAGUACAAACAUGACACGGUAUUUGUCAUCGCAUACCUGGGCUAUUUGCUAGUAGGCUGCGGUAGUUUUGCUUUCCACGCUACUUUGUCAUGUAUCGUAUUCCCUCUCCUCAAAGCUAUGCAAGCUCGCUGACAAGUACCUAGAUCCAAUGCAGCUCGUAGACGAGCUUUCCAUGAUCUAUACAACAUCCAUCCUCUGUUAUGCAAUCUUCACACACGACAGGUCUCGCUUGUUCUCGAUACUCCUCGGGAUCGGACUCGUUGUGCUAUCCAUUUCAAUUACAGCAUAUUACCACUACAUUCAAGACCCUUCAUUCCACCAAAACACCUUUAGCAUCCUUUUUCUUGCCACAGUGUUCCGAAGUCUGUACACGAUGAAAGCAAUUUUGCGUCCCACGUUGAGCAACACGUACGCAAACAAGUCCCGCAGGACUUCGCUCUCAGACAAGGAAGCGCUAUAUUGCCCUGUUCGAAUUGAUCAGGCUAUAAUUCGUGAGAUGCGAUGGAUUGUGGCCAUGGGGUUCAUCACCUGUGCAGCAGGUAUUGCCGCCUGGACACUUGACAACUUACGCUGCGGUGAUUUUGUCAAGUGGAGACAUCGAGUGGGACUGCCAUGGGGUAUACUCCUCGAAGGCCAUGGGUGGUGGCACCUGAUGACUGGGCUGGGAGUGAACUACUUUAUCACCUGGGGUAUUUGGCUUAGGCAUUGUUUGAACGGCAUGCAAGAACAAUACAUCUUGCAUUGGCCACAUAAGCUAUUUUCCCUCCCAGUUGUCGUUCCCUCGACCGAACACGCACGAUACCUAAAGCUACAGCAUGUAAAGAAUGAUGCCUUGGGGGUUACUGGCUUGGAGAAAAAGCAGCUGUAAUCGCUUAUGAUGAACUCUGUCCGCCAUUUCGCCAAGAUUGAUCUAACUGUUUCUGGGCUCUAGAGUACCUAUUCAACGGAAGAAGCAGUUGGAUAUUGGCAUAGCAUGAGCUUCAGCCUCAUGACUAAGAGUCACGGAGGCACAAAUCUAACACAUAUCCAGAUUAUCACGGUUUAUGUUGCCAAGCCUAGACAUAGCAUUCAAUGGUGGCCUGUCGAGCGCGACAGAAUGUCAAGAUUUCUAGGCAUCUGAAGCGAAGAUUAAAGUCAGGACCCUACU
This is a messenger RNA of Fusarium odoratissimum NRRL 54006, 1517 nucleotides long. RefSeq lists its product as uncharacterized. The record is from RefSeq and is a predicted model, not a curated record. The coding region runs from base 519 to 1238 and encodes 239 amino acids. Gene Ontology annotation, biological process: ceramide catabolic process; ceramide biosynthetic process. The transcript is spliced from 4 exons. Gene Ontology annotation, cellular component: endoplasmic reticulum membrane. Lineage: Eukaryota; Fungi; Ascomycota; Sordariomycetes; Hypocreales; Nectriaceae.